This is a messenger RNA of Drosophila busckii, 850 nucleotides long. RefSeq lists its product as uncharacterized. The record is from RefSeq and is a predicted model, not a curated record. The transcript has 3 exons. The coding region runs from base 50 to 850 and encodes 266 amino acids. Lineage: Eukaryota; Metazoa; Arthropoda; Insecta; Diptera; Drosophilidae.
UAAGCUAGAAUUUCCCAGCCAGUCAUUGCACAGCUGCAACUGCUGAAAGAUGCAACAAAUUGUGGCAAAGCUAUGUCUGUCGUUGACACUUUUGCAUGUAAGUCAAACAGAGUGGGUGGAAAUUGCGCAUUCGCAGGCAAAGCAACCACAACGCAGUUCGGAGGACCUUAGCACACCCAGUUCGGUUUGGCUGGAGUAUCAACGUGAGCGUUUUGGGCUUAGCCAAAGUAAUCCUUUGGUGGUCAGCGAUGCAGUUGGGCUCAAGCACAGCACAAAGAUUGUGGUGCCUAAUAAAAGUCAAAGCCAGAUAAUCAACACCAGAACUAAGCUUUUGGUGAAAAGCACCGCACAACCGCCUGUGGACAUAGAAGUGGUAGUUACACCCAAAGUGGAAACCACUUCACGGCGACACUCAACCCAUGAUGCAACUGAAACUGUAGCUGCCCCACAGCCUGAGAAUGGUGAACAUGCUGGUGACUUGCAACUGCCCAGCAUGCAGGGCUUCCUUAAGUUUCUCAAAUCCAUGCAGAGCACUUGGAUAAAAAAGGGUGCACUAAGCAUUGAAAAUAAAAUAAAGUUGCUGACACAAUUGCGCGACAAUCUUGUUAAAGUUAUUGAACAACACUUUGCUGUGCUGUGGCAGCCAGAGCGGCACAGACACAAGCGUGGCAUUUUGGAUGAAUCAAAUCUUGAGUUUCCACCGGAAGCUGCGCUCAUGAGCAUUAAUUUUCUUACGUUUGCUGUUUUCCUUAUCAAGCUUGUGCUGCAAGUUGUGAAAAUUGUCAAAAGUAAACACUAUAGCUUUUCGGGCUUUAAUGUUAACACAGAAGUAAUUCGAAACCCAUCAUAA